This is a messenger RNA of Saprolegnia parasitica CBS 223.65, 658 nucleotides long. RefSeq names its product Shpt1 RxLR effector. Lineage: Eukaryota; Oomycota; Saprolegniomycetes; Saprolegniales; Saprolegniaceae. The transcript has 2 exons. The annotation marks the transcript as partial. The record is from RefSeq and is a predicted model, not a curated record.
ACGUCCCGCACCUGCGCUCCUCGUGCCUCUCACAAUUCAAAAUCCAUUUGCUUGACCAUGCGCAUUCACCACCCGUUGACCCUCGCUGCCUUGUGCGUCGUCUUGCACGAGUCGCUCGGUGCCGCCCAGCAUUCAAACAACGUGGCUCGUCUGGAGCACUACAGGAUCGCCGAAAUCGAGCACUGGGAGAAGCGCCACCUUCGGAGUGAUAGCCGCGGCCACCGCCACCACGCCCAUCAUGGACAAGUUAUCGACAAGGAAAACAACAACUCGCAGGAGCAAGCCACGACUGGCAACAGCGUCGAGACCAACCAAGUGCCAUCCACCGAGCCGACGAAAGACAAGACAACUCCGAUGAAGAACGCUUUGUUCAAGUUGUUCCGCGAAAAGAAACUCAAAACCAAAAAUGCUGGCAACGGGCAUGCUCACGACGACGACGACGACUCGGAUUUCUCCGAUGAUGACGUACCGACAAAUGCUCCCACAGACGCUCCCACGGGCGCGCCUACUGAUGCUCCGACCGAUGCUUCGACCGUAGCACCCACGGAUGCUCCCACCGACGAACCCACGAAUGCCCCGACCAACGCACCCACGGACGCGCCUACCGAUGCUCCCACCGAUGCUCCAACGGAUGCUCCGACCGCCGCUCCCACCAAUG